Molecule: messenger RNA, 2685 nt
Organism: Linum trigynum
Lineage: Eukaryota; Viridiplantae; Streptophyta; Magnoliopsida; Malpighiales; Linaceae
Source: the annotation of a GenBank genome assembly
CAGGUGAUUGGCCCUACUCUUACCAGCAGCGAGCCGAGGGUAGCUACUACCAUAAUGGGCCGAUGAAUGGACAACCACCACCAAACACAGGCAGGUAUGGAUACAGUAACCCCCUGUAUGACGUUGAUGAUGAACUGGUAUUUAGAGCUAAACCGCCGGUGAUAGAGUUUCCCAAGUUCGAUGGGUCUGGAGAUGUGGGUUAAUGGCUUUAUGCAGCAGAGAGGUGGUUCAGGAACCACCCGAUCCGAGAAGAACGGAAGGCACACCUGGCGUCAUUCUAUCUUGAGGGAGAUGCUCUCCAGUGGUGGGAAUGGACCGAGAGAGCUUAUGUGGUGGCAGGGGAGGUCAUAUCGUAGGCCAGGUUCCAGGACGAGCUGCGCUACCAGUUUGGCAAAAUGGAGGGGUGGGCUCCGGAACAGCUCGCCAAGCUCAGACAGACGGGGUCGGUGGCCGAGUAUCGCGUGAAGUUCCUUAAACUGGGAAACCAGUGCAAGAAAAUGACAGAGGAGACCUUGGUGGGAUUGUGUAUGGCGGGGCUCCGUCUCGAGCUGGCAACGACCGUUAAUGUUUUUGAACCUGACUCUCUUCGAGUUGCUUUUAGGAUUGCAGGGCGCAAGGAAGAGGAGUUGGCCAGUUGGAGGACCUCGACGGGGCGCAUCCAGAAGGGCAGCGGAGGUGUUGGAGCAGCGGGUACCACAUCGCCGCCGGGAAAUGCAAGCCCGGUAGCAACUGGAGCCGUGCCGGGGAGCAAGUUCCCGUCAAGGCUGCCGCCAAAAGGGUUCGUCCGACUAACUCAGGCGGAAAUGGACCAGAAGCGCAGAGAUGGUCGUUGUUUCAACUGUGACGAAAGGUACACGGUGGGACACCAGUGUGCCAAGGGACACCUAAUGCUGCUCGUCGGGAACUGGGAGGAUGAAGGCUAGGAAGUGGAGGCUCGGGAGGCAGAAGGGAAGAAGGAAGAGAAGAAAGAAGGUCCACCUUGAGGACAAGGUGGGUUUCAAGUAGGGAUGGCAAUGGGUCGGGUUGGGUCGGGUUGGGGCGGGUUUUGUCAAACCCAAACCCAUGGGUUUAUCCGCCAAAAAACCCGGGGUUAAACCCGCUGGGUUUGAAAAACUCAAACCCAACCCAACCCGCUGGGUAUCCGUGGAUUUUUGUGAUAAAAAAUUUACAAUAACAAGUUUCUUUCAAAAUAAAAGUUUAACAUCAUUUUUCUCAUACAAAUUAUUCAUACAAAAAACACCAAUCUAGAGCAUACAAGCAAACCGCAAAUGAUCAAUACAAAUUGUUCAAAAUUAAAGAUAAACAUCUAUAAACAACAAAAUUAAUUGAAAGUUUCUUCCUCGUCAACUAAGUUUCUUCAGUCUCCACUCCAUAAUAUCAACUUCAUUCUAAACAAUUAGAAAGAACAAAUUAUACAUGUCUCCACAAACAUAAAGAAUAUUAGUUGUUGAAGGAAGAUAUAUUAUUGAGAAUAUUAAAUAUACCGGGAAAGUAAUUAUAUGCGUGUGGGGCGGGUUUACCUAAACCCAAACCCAACCCAACCCGAUGAAUAGUGUAGCGGGUUUAAACCCAAACCCGGCCCAAAACCCGUCAACACGGAUUUUACCCGCGUUGACCGGGUUGGUUCCGGUCGGUACCCGUGGGUUCGGGUUUUGUUGCCAUCCCUAGUUUCAAGGGGGAUGGAAUGUCAAAUACAUGUUCUUUGGGGGUUUAAUUGUUAUUUGGUUGUUUUAUGAUACAUUGGAUAUUUCGGGAAUUAUUGGGGUCAAAUCGGUUAGGUUAAGUCUUUGGGUAGUUACAGGGAAUUAGUCGAAUUAUAUAUAUAUUCUGUGUUAGGCAUAAGCUAGAGUUAAGCAAUAACAACAGAACUAUUCCCUAAACUCUUCUCUCUCUCAACCGCCGACCCCUCUUCCUCCUUCCUCAAACCGUGAGCCACCACCUUAGUGUCCCGACCUCUUCUUUCCUCAACCCUAAUUCUCAUUCUAUCUCAUCCAAAUCCCCAAUUCGCGUACUAAUCCAAUCCCUAAAUCACACACCUAAAUCCGUGUUCUUUCACAAACCUGUAGUGUCAUGCUGGAGGGAUUAAGUCUCAACAACACUAUGCUUCGUGCUGCUGAAAAGAUUGAAGGUUUAAUGAAAAAUACAUGAUGAGUACACGAAGCAAAGCUUUCAUGUGUUGUUCCUUUCAAUACUUAAGCAGUACCUGAAGAACAUGGAUUUUACUUUUACCAUGUUCACUGAAACGAGUUCCAUGGAUUGGAAUUCCUGCUAAGAUAUAAAUCCCAAGGGUCUUGCUUAUUUUAGCUUGAUGGAUGCACAGAGAAAGACUCUACUGCACACCUGUGAACUUCAACAACUAUGCCAUCAGUUACCUGUGCAACUGUGAGGAUUUCAAGACUCUAGUAGCAACCUAAUUAGGAGACAAGUUUGUAAUUAGAGAAUGUUUAAAUCUUGGAGGCUGUCUGAUACUUGACAGUCUUCUGGUUCAAUUUUCUCCAUGGUUCCUGGCAUAUUCCUCAACUAACUGAAGUACAGCCAGGGUUUCUGAAACAUUUCAAGUGACCUGGAAAUCUGUGUUAUGAAGAUGAUAUCAAAGUUGCCUUACUGGCAUUUGAAUAUUUUGAGGACAGGCAACCUCCCAUCUCGAAUUGCCUAAAGAUUCUCCAAUGAAAGGUUAGUGAACUG